AUGGAAGCUCGCGGGGAGCUGGACCCGUCCCGGGAAUCCGCGGGCGGAGACCUGCUGCUGGCGCUGUUGGCGCGAAGGGCUGACCUGCGCCGAGAGAUCCCGAUGUGUGCAGGCUGUGACCAGCACAUCUUGGACCGUUUCAUCCUUAAGGCUCUGGACCGACACUGGCACAGCAAGUGUCUCAGAUGCAGUGACUGCCACGUACCUCUGGCUGAGCGCUGCUUCAGCCGCGGGGAGAGUGUCUACUGCAAAGAUGACUUCUUUAAGCGCUUCGGGACCAAGUGCGCCGCGUGCCAGCUGGGCAUCCCGCCCACGCAGGUGGUGCGCCGCGCCCAGGACUUCGUGUACCACCUGCAUUGCUUCGCCUGCGUGGUUUGCAAGCGGCAGCUGGCCACGGGGGACGAGUUCUACCUCAUGGAAGACAGCCGGCUGGUGUGCAAGGCGGACUACGAAACAGCCAAGCAGCGAGAAGCCGAGGCCACCGCCAAGCGGCCGCGCACCACCAUCACCGCCAAGCAGCUGGAGACGCUCAAGAGCGCCUACAACACUUCGCCCAAGCCGGCGCGCCACGUGCGCGAGCAGCUCUCCUCCGAGACCGGCCUGGACAUGCGCGUGGUGCAGGUGUGGUUCCAGAACCGCCGGGCCAAGGAAAAGAGACUGAAGAAGGACGCGGGCCGGCAGCGCUGGGGACAGUAUUUCCGCAAUAUGAAGCGCUCCCGCGGCAGCUCCAAGUCUGACAAGGAAAGCAUCCAGGAGGGACAGGACAGCGACGCCGAAGUCUCCUUCACUGAUGAGCCGUCCAUGGCUGACAUGGGGCCUGCUAAUGGCCUGUACAGCAGCCUGAGCGAGCCUGCCCCUGCGUUGGGCCGGCCUGUAGGAGGCCUGGGCAGCUUCGCGCUGGAGCACGGAGGCUUGGCAGGUCCGGAGCAAUACCGAGAGCUGCGCCCCGGCAGUCCCUACGGCAUCCCCCCAUCUCCUGCAGCCCCCCAGAGCCUUCCUGGCCCCCAGCCUCUCCUCUCCAGCCUGGUAUACCCAGACACCAACUUGGGCCUUGUCCCUUCAGGGGCCCCAGGUGGGCCCCCACCCAUGAGGGUGCUGGCUGGAAAUGGACCCAGCUCUGACCUGUCCACAGAGAGCAGUGGUGGCUACCCAGACUUUCCUGCUAGUCCUGCCUCCUGGCUGGAUGAAGUGGACCAUGCUCAGUUCUGA
Apodemus sylvaticus (European woodmouse) is the source of this 1209-nucleotide messenger RNA. RefSeq names its product LIM homeobox 3 (gene Lhx3). Lineage: Eukaryota; Metazoa; Chordata; Mammalia; Rodentia; Muridae. Gene Ontology annotation, cellular component: nucleus. Gene Ontology annotation, biological process: regulation of transcription by RNA polymerase II; neuron differentiation. The transcript has 6 exons. The record is from RefSeq and is a predicted model, not a curated record. Bases 1 to 1209 code for a protein of 402 amino acids. Gene Ontology annotation, molecular function: DNA-binding transcription factor activity, RNA polymerase II-specific; RNA polymerase II transcription regulatory region sequence-specific DNA binding.